AGACAAGCCAAAAGUCAAAGACAACAUCGAUCGCUCACUUAGCGACAUAGCAUCCUAUCUGCUUGUUUUACCCAGCAUAACUAAUACAUGCCGGCUCGGGCAGUUGGACAUCUUGACGCCAUGGUUUGAGCGGCAGUCGCAGGAAUAAGAUGAUAGACGCAUCAAGUCGACUACGCAGGGCGAUACUCUUAUCCGAUGCUUUGCUGGUCAAACGCAUCAUACGCUCCAACCCUGGCAUAUUACAGAACCCGGACUUCAAAGACAAGAGCAACACGAGUCUGCACCUCGCAGCCCAAGCUGGCUUCGAAGAGAUAGUGGAACUCCUUGUGGACGCUGGACAUGAAGACGCCGGGAUCUCGCGCAACACCGACUGGGAUACACCGUUGAUGGUGGCUGCGCGACACGGCAAUGUCGAUGUGGGCAUUCUGCUAGCCGCCCGCUUCCCACGCUCUAUCCCCGUCACCAACAAGUCAGGCCUGGAUGCGCUAGCUCUAGCAUGCCUAAACCCUGCCUCUACACCGCUAGUAUCCCUGCUAUUAUCCCACCCCGAGUACCCCGCCCCUGCCGACGGCCGCGACAACCACGGCGACACACCCCUCCACCACGCCUCCGCCUCGGGCUCCCUAAAAGCCCUCCGUAUCCUCCUCUCCGCCGGUGCCGACCCGUCAGCCAAGAACGCCUACGACUGGACACCCCUCGCAUACAGCCAGACCGUAGCCGCAGAAGUCUACUUCAAAAACCUAGUCGCCGAACUCGAACGUAGAAAGAACGAGGGCAUACGCGGCGAGAAAGAAAGAAGAGAAGAAGCUAUAAAGCGCAAAUAUGCCGGUGUAAGGCUUGUCACCGAGGAUAGCGAGACUACUUCAUCACGGCCGAGCGAUGAUAUGUCGAGGUCGGAGAGUAGUAACUCCAUCUCUAGUCCUGUUGACCAAAGAGGCGUGUUUACACCUACGGUUGGCAAAAGUAAUCCUUGGGUCAAUGGAGGCUUUGAGACUAGAGCGAGAGCAUGGAGUGGAGAGUAAGAAGGUCAACCAAACAGUGUUCGACCGCAGUAAUGAAGCUAUGAGAUUUUUCCAAUACCACAGUUCAAUCCCCACAUACCAGACACCAUCACAUCUAUUGAUUACUAGUCAAGUCCACCUUAGCCAUUCAAGUCGAACAUCAAUUCCUUUGGC
Molecule: messenger RNA, 1175 nt
Organism: Aureobasidium pullulans EXF-150
Lineage: Eukaryota; Fungi; Ascomycota; Dothideomycetes; Dothideales; Saccotheciaceae
Product: ankyrin
Exons: 3
Coding region: 150-1022 (290 amino acids)
Molecular function (GO): protein binding
Source: RefSeq, a predicted model, not a curated record